GACGCGCCCUCUUUCAACGGGGGACAACGGCUCAGAAGGAUAUGGCGCCUAGCUCGAAAUCUGAAAAGGACGAUAGCAAACAUAAAACGCAAAGAAAACACAAGGACAAUGUCGUGAAGCUUCUAAUGCGUGGGAAGCUGUCAGGACAGUUUUCUCAGCGCCUGUUCAGGAAGCUGCCGCCUCGAGUUUGUGUCCCAUUGAAGAACAUUGUCAGCGAGGAGUUCCUCAGAGCGGGGCACAUCUUCCUUGGCUUCACCAAAUGUGGCCGCUACGUUCUGUCAUACACCAGUGACUGCGGGGAAGACGACGAUUUCUCUUUUUACACCUAUCAUCUCUACUGGUGGGAGUUCAACCUGCACAGUCGACUCAAACAGGUCCAUCACGUGCGGCUGUUUGCGGGGGAGGAAAUUUACAGCGACCUGUACCUCACUGUGUGCGAAUGGCCAAACGACCACUCCAAAAUCGUCAUCUUUGGUUUCAAUACACGCAGUUCCAGCUCCGUGUUGAUGAACCUGAUGAUGAGCGAUGAGAAUAACAGGGAUAUCUACAUCACCAUCGCCUCCAUGCCUCCGUCCCGGCCUUGCUCCAAGUGCUGUCCCGUUCCUUCAGCCACAACCAUACGGACAGCCAAACCGAUCCCUCUGUCUCCCAUAGGCAGCGGGGAGUGUCUGGAGCACGGAUACGUGCUGAACAGCAGGUACCAGGUGGUGUACCCGUUUCCCACCUUUCAGCCGGCUUUCCAGCUGAAGAAGGACCAGGUCAUCCUGUUGAACACCAGCUACUCUCUGGUGGCCUGCGGCAUCUCGCUCUGCCCAGAAAAGCAAGGCCGGUCGUCACAGAUCCUUUACACAAAGGGAGCAGCCCAGUCAACUCAAACCGCGUCGCCUCCUGCCUCAACGUCAGCGGAGGCUUCACCGUUAACCCAGGGCUCUCCAGAGAAUCGACAUUUUCCUUGCAGGCCCCCUCCGGUCCCCUCAUCGCCUAGCCAUUCGCAGGCAGCCAUGAGAGCUCGGGAGUUUGCAGCCGACCUUUUCAGGCGAGCCCAGGGAGGAGGAGGAGGAGGAGGAGGAGCAGGGCAAGGGGAGAGGAGGACAGCUGAUGGUGACGAAAAGGAGGCAGCGCAUAAACCAGGAGAAAAAGGGAUUCAUGUAGACACUUCCAGAGUGCAGGAGGAAUGUAAAGAGAAGAGGGCGGAGGAUAGACGGACUAGUUCCCAGCUGGCAUCGACGUCAUGCGGGAGCCCUAAUUUCACGUUUUCUCCUGCCUCCUCUCCACCGUCGCUCCCAUCCACCUCAUGCCAGGAUCCUGGCCCCAGCGAGCCCGGAUACGUUAACUACUCCCGCCUGCACUACCGCCUUCAACAGCAGGGGGCAGCAGAGCAGAGUUCAGGAGACGCUGCAGGUUAUGAGGAUGAUAAAGUCCAGCUGCCUUUCACCGUCACGGAUCUAAAGGGAAGAAACCUGCAGCUGGUCACCGGGCCACACGAUGGCCAGAGCGUUUGUGUCGAGCAGCUGACUCUGGAUUUUGAGUAUCUCAUCAAUGAAGUCAUCAGGAACGACGCUGCCUGGGCUCCCCAGUUCUGCUCCUUCAGCGAUUAUGACGUUGUGAUCCUAGAGGUGUGCCCAGAGACCAACACUGUGAUGAUCAACAUCGGUCUGCUGUUGUUGGCCUUCUCUGUCUCAGACGAGGAGCACUGCAGGCCAAACACAUACCAUUCCAACCUGCAGGUCAGCUGGGACCUGAACACAGGUGUGUGCUGCACUGUGGGCGUGGGUGACCUGUCAGAGGUUAAGGGCCAGACCAGCGGGAGUGUGUGGAGCUCCUACAGAAAGUCCUGCGUGAACACCGUGAUGAAGUGGUUGGUUCCUGAGAGCAGCUCCCGCUACAUCAACCGCAUGACCAACGACGCUCUGCACAAAGGCUCCUCCCUGCAGGUGUUGGCAGACAGCGACCGAUGCACCUGGAUUGUACUGUGAAGAGAAAUGUGGAUGAAACACGGUGGUCCACGAGUGUCCGAGUUAAACAUUCACCCAUGAAGACAUGUCCUCGUCCUCAGCGCAGCGCUCCAGCCAGAGCAGAGCAGUGCUGUCCACAUCGGAGGUUUUAGGAUGAACGUGUCAUUAAAACUAACUAAACAAAAGCAUGUCUGUGGCAGAUUUUAUUGUGUAUAGAUUUCUAGUUAUUUUGUAAAUCUUUACUGUAAUAUUACAGGCACCAAAACUUAGAGCUGGACUGAACAAAGAUGUUUUUUGUUUUGUUUUGUUUUUUACACAGGAAGGUAUGAUGUUCAUGUGUGACAGACUCCAGCUUUGGUAUGACUCGGUGUGUGUGUGUGUGUGUGUGUGAAUGAUUUUUUUUUUUGUCUGUAAAAUUAAACGCAUUCUGCUGCUUUUAUACAAGUCUUUCCUCCCUGCCUGGAUCGGUUCAGUCCACUUCUGUGGAUUUAUGGGGCUGCGGUAUUUUAAAUGAGAACCAGCUCCGUACCGUUUUCCUUUCUUUAUGUUGGCCAUUAUCAUGUUGUUGGCCAACAGGGUUAGAAAACACCGCCUGACUGGGAAGAUUUUGUUGAAUUAAAAUGCCUGAUUUUAACGUUA
Fundulus heteroclitus (mummichog) is the source of this 2594-nucleotide messenger RNA. RefSeq names its product DDB1 and CUL4 associated factor 15 (gene dcaf15). Bases 42 to 1976 code for a protein of 644 amino acids. Gene Ontology annotation, cellular component: Cul4-RING E3 ubiquitin ligase complex. The transcript is spliced from 13 exons. Gene Ontology annotation, biological process: protein ubiquitination. NCBI's taxonomy places the organism in Eukaryota, Metazoa, Chordata, Actinopteri, Cyprinodontiformes, Fundulidae. The record is from RefSeq and is a predicted model, not a curated record.